This is a messenger RNA of Equus caballus (horse), 4251 nucleotides long. NCBI's taxonomy places the organism in Eukaryota, Metazoa, Chordata, Mammalia, Perissodactyla, Equidae. The record is from RefSeq and is a predicted model, not a curated record.
CCCUCUCCUACCCAGUCUUUCCCCCAGCUCUCCCCACCCUUCGUGCUCUCCGCCCCGCUCGCCUCCUGUCCUUCCCCGCCCGCUCCAUCCGGGUCGCUGACGGCUGUUUCGGGACUGGACAGUGGUGGCGGCUGCUUUUCUCUGAGGAACCCGGUAAAGUUUCACAGGAGCCGGGGAGGGGAGCAGCGGAGCGGCGGAGCAGCGACACCGACGCCGGAGGAGCCGUGGUGUUCGCCGCCACUGUCUGAAGGAGGAGGGUCCAGGAGCUGGAGACCUGCCUCUACUGCCGCGGUGCCUCGCUCUCUGGGGAGGCGCCGCCCCCCGUCGGCCCGGGCUUCCACUGCCUUGAGGAGCCGGAUAAGAGCUUCAGUUUUCAGUUGAUGUGGAGACAUAGGGAUAUCUCCAACUUUCCAGUGUUUCAGAAGGGAGUUUUUUAUUGAAACUGGAAGACCAAAAGAAUUACAAACAUGUUGUGCUGGGGAAAUGCAUCUUUUGGACAGCUAGGUUUGGGUGGAAUUGAUGAAGAAAUUGUACUAGAACCCAGAAAAAGUGACUUUUUUAUAAAUAAAAAGGUCCGAGACGUAGGAUGUGGACUCAGACAUACUGUGUUUGUUCUGCAUGAUGGAACGGUGUACACUUGUGGAUGUAAUGAUCUAGGACAGCUAGGUCAUGAAAAAUCCAGAAAGAAACCAGAGCAGGUUGUUGCCCUGGAUGCCCAAAAUAUCGUAGCUGUUUCAUGUGGAGAAGCUCAUACAUUAGCACUAAAUGACAAGGGCCAGGUGUAUGCCUGGGGUCUCGAUUCUGAUGGACAACUUGGCCUGCUAGGAUCAGAGGAAUGUAUCAGAGUACCCAGCUGCCUCCUGAAAAUCAUGAGUAUCGACACACUGGUCAGGACUUGCUCCGGAAUCUCAUAUGGCAGAAUCAGGUCAGGUGACAGUAUCAGAAAUAUUAAAAGUUUGUCAGAUAUCCAGAUAGUACAGGUUGCUUGCGGUUACUAUCAUUCUCUUGCACUUUCUAAAGCAAGUGAAGUCUUCUGUUGGGGACAGAAUAAAUAUGGCCAAUUGGGUUUAGGCAUUGACUAUAAAAAGCAAGCUUCACCACAGCUGAUUAAGUCUUUGCUUGGAAUCCCUUUCAUGCAAGUUGCAGCAGGAGGAGCCCAUAGUUUUGUACUCACCCUUUCUGGAGCUAUCUUUGGAUGGGGACGCAACAAAUUUGGUCAACUAGGUCUUAAUGAUGAAAAUGAUAGGUAUUUUCCUAAUUUACUAAAGUCACUAAGAACUCAGAAAAUAGUUUAUAUUUGUUGUGGAGAAGAUCAUACUGCUGCACUAACCAAGGAAGGUGGAGUAUUUACUUUUGGAGCUGGAGGGUAUGGUCAGUUGGGUCAUAACUCUACCAGUCAUGAAAUAAACCCAAGGAAAGUUUUCGAACUUAUGGGAAGCAUUGUAACUCAGAUUGCUUGUGGAAGGCAGCACACUUCUGCUUUUGUUCCUUCAUCAGGACGCAUUUAUUCUUUUGGACUUGGUGGUAAUGGGCAGCUGGGAACUGGUUCAACAAGCAACAGGAAAAGUCCUUUCACUGUGAAAGGGAAUUGGUUCCCUUAUAAUGGGCAAUGUCCAACAGAUAUCGAUUCUGAAGAAUAUUUCUGUGUAAAAAGAAUUUUCUCAGGUGGAGAUCAAAGCUUUGCACAUUACUCUAAUCCCCAGAACUGUAGACCACCAGAUGACUUUAGAUGUACUGAUCCUUCAAAGCAGAUCUGGACUGUGAAUGAAGCCCUAAUUCAGAAAUGGUUGAGCUACCCCUCUGGAAGGGUUCCUGUGGAGAUAGCCAAUGAAAUAGAUGGAACAUUUUCAUCCUCUGGUUGUCUAAAUGGAAGUUUUUUAGCUGUUAGCAAUGAUGAUCACUAUAAAACAGGCGCCAAAUUUUCAGGAGUUGACAUGAAUGCUGCUAGGCUUUUAUUUCACAAACUUAUACAACCUGAUCAUCCUCAGAUAUCUCAGCAGGUGGCAGCUAGUUUGGAAAAGAAUCUUAUUCCUAAACUGACUGGCUCCUUACCUGACGUUGAAGCAUUGAGGUUUUAUCUUACUCUACCAGAAUGUCCCCUGAUGAAUGAUCCCAACAAUUUCAUAACAAUAGCAAUUCCCUUUGGUAGAGCUCUUGUGAACCUAGAAAAGGCACCACUGAAAGUACUUGAAAAAUGGUGGUCAGUGCUUGAACCUCCACUAUUCCUCAAGAUUGUAGAACUUUUUAAGGAAGUUGUGGUACAUCUUUUGAAAGAGUACAAGCGCAGCAUUGCCUCUCCUGAAAGAAGAAUUUUCAACAGUUUUCUUCAUACUGCAUUAAAGGUUUUAGAAAUAUUACAUAGGGUAAAUGAGAAAUCGGGACAGAUUAUACAGUAUGAUAAAUUUUAUAUACAUGAAGUACAAGAAUUGAUAGACAUAAGGAAUGAUUAUAUCAACUGGGUCCAACAGCAGGCAUAUGGAAUGGAUGUCAACCAUGGAUUAACUGAGUUGGCAGAUAUCCCUGUUACAAUCUGCACAUAUCCAUUUGUAUUUGAUGCCCAAGCAAAAACUACUCUGUUACAAACAGAUGCAGUCUUACAGAUGCAGAUGGCUAUUGACCAGGCCCACAGACAGAAUGUCUCCUCUCUUUUUCUCCCAGUGAUUGAAUCUGUGAAUCCCUGCUUAAUUCUAGUGGUGCGCAGAGAAAAUAUUGUAGGAGAUGCAAUGGAAGUCCUUAGGAAAACAAAGAAUAUAGACUACAAAAAGCCGCUCAAGGUUAUAUUUGUUGGAGAAGAUGCUGUUGAUGCAGGAGGGGUACGCAAAGAAUUUUUCUUGCUCAUCAUGAGGGAAUUACUGGAUCCUAAAUAUGGCAUGUUUAGAUAUUAUGAAGAUUCAAGACUCAUUUGGUUUUCUGAUAAGACAUUUGAAGACAGUGAUUUGUUCCACUUGAUUGGUGUUAUCUGUGGAUUAGCAAUUUAUAAUUUUACUAUUGUGGACCUCCAUUUUCCUUUGGCUUUAUAUAAGAAACUGCUGAAAAAGAAGCCAUCCCUGGAUGAUUUGAAAGAACUGGUGCCUGAUGUUGGGAGAAGCAUGCAACAGUUACUGGAUUAUCCAGAAGACGAUGUUGAGGAAACAUUUUGUCUUAAUUUUACGAUCACAGUUGAAAACUUUGGUGCAACAGAAGUGAAAGAGCUGAUUGUAAAUGGUGCAGACACAGCUGUUAACAAACAAAAUCGAAAGGAGUUUGUUGAUGCUUAUGUGGAUUACAUAUUCAAUAAAUCAGUGGCUUCCUUGUUUGAUGCUUUUCAUGCCGGCUUUCAUAAGGUCUGUGGAGGAAAAGUCCUUCAGCUCUUCCAGCCUAAUGAACUACAAGCAAUGGUUAUUGGAAAUACAAAUUAUGAUUGGAAGGAACUGGAACAGAAUACAGAAUACAAAGGGGAGUACUGGGCAGAACAUCCUACAAUAAAAAUUUUUUGGGAAGUAUUUCAUGAAUUACCAUUGGAAAAGAAAAAACAAUUUCUGUUAUUUUUGACAGGUAGUGAUCGCAUUCCUAUUCUUGGUAUGAAGAGUCUAAAACUAGCCAUCCAGUCCACAGGAGGUGGUGAGGAAUAUCUCCCAGUUUCCCAUACCUGUUUUAAUCUUCUGGAUCUUCCAAAAUAUACAGAAAAAGAAACUCUACGCUCUAAACUGAUCCAAGCUAUUGAUCACAAUGAAGGCUUCAGUUUAAUAUAACUUUGGAGUUGUAACUAUUCAGUUUACUGCAAAAGCAUUAAACUAAUUAUUUGUGUUUUUCUUGUGGUGAUGAAUUCAGCAAGGUGACAGAGGUACUAUUAUAAUUCUUACUUGCAAAAUGUUCAAUGCUAUGAGUAUUGAUGAAAGCCAAAAAAUAUUAAAGGAAAAUGAACAAACUGUGUUAAUGUUAAAAUUAUUGUACAGACCAUGGAUUUUUUUUUUGCCUUCUUCCAAUAAACAUACAAGUAUUGUGAAUACAUUGAAGUUUUACUAACAUGAAUUUUAAGAGUUUGCAUAUUUCAUAAAUGAUCUGGUGUGUGAGUGCAUGGAAGUGUUGCUUAAUUUUUCUUCAAUCACUGGGUGAAAAACCUUUAACUUUGGCCUGCAGUAGUCAUUUGAUUAUUUUUUCAUUUUGAAAAUAAUGUUAAGUUUUGUAAUAAAAUAGUUAUGUUCUGAUACCAGUACAGUUUCUAUGGUUGUAAUUGAACUGACUUUUAAGGAUUAAAAAUUAUGAUUUAAA